AUGGAGGAAUGCAGUCUGAAUUCGAAGUCCAGCGAAGCUCUUCAAGCGCAUCUUCAACAGAGCGCUGGCUUUAGGCCAAACCCCACUUUCUGUAAAACGGGCUUUUUGAGCUUCAGGAUAUUACCAAAUGCUCUAGCUGCACCUAUUGGUCGUCCUCAGAUGCUGGACAGGGGAUCUGUCGGGACUCGAAUUUCUAAGGCCAGCUCGUAUCGCCCCAUGGUUCGCUCAGUCAAUGCCUCUUAUAUCAACCAUAACGACAUUGAUAUCGCCAUCAUUCACAAUAUUGGCAUGACAACAUGCAAAUCUGCCUUACAAGACAAACAAGAAGAGCUCGAGAUUGUUGAUGGCGAGCAUUACCAACAGCGGAUCCAAGAGAGACGCGAGAUGCAAUGA
Messenger RNA from Paracoccidioides lutzii Pb01, 393 nucleotides. RefSeq lists its product as hypothetical. Bases 1 to 393 code for a protein of 130 amino acids. The transcript is spliced from 2 exons. The record is from RefSeq and is a predicted model, not a curated record.